Messenger RNA from Limulus polyphemus (Atlantic horseshoe crab), 1758 nucleotides. Its product is annotated as la-related protein 6-like. The transcript has a single exon. Gene Ontology annotation, molecular function: mRNA binding. Lineage: Eukaryota; Metazoa; Arthropoda; Merostomata; Xiphosura; Limulidae. Gene Ontology annotation, cellular component: nucleus. The record is from RefSeq and is a predicted model, not a curated record. Gene Ontology annotation, biological process: RNA processing. Bases 98 to 1549 code for a protein of 483 amino acids.
GGUUAGUUAAGCCUACUUUCGUGUCUGAAUUUCGUAACUAUUAAUCAAAGCACAAGUUGAGAGGUAGGCCAAGCUGGUUCAGUUGUAACUGUGAAUCAUGACUAUUGAAAUUCACAGUAAUAUUGAAAUGCCAUGCGUAAGUGAUGAACUGAAUUCUUCGUUCUCAGUUCCUAAUCGAACUGAUAGCAAUAACUCAGGAAGUGAAGGGUUUUUACUACCUUCAGUCCACAUUAACGACAUAGAUAUUGAAAGUUACGAUUCCAGCUCAUCGACAACCGGGAGCGGCAUUGAAGAAGACGGAGAAGCCGAAAAUGGUGAUUCUCUUGGUUAUUACAAGUAUUCGGAUAGUGACAAAGGAAAAGACUCUGGAAUAGAAUGCUCACCUAAUGUUGAAGAUUUUACAGAGCUUGAUAAAGAAGUGAUGGAAAAGAUUAUAAACCAAGUAGAGUUCUAUUUUUCGGACGUCAAUAUCCUGAAAGACCAUUUUCUGUUGAAGCAUGUACGUCGAAAUAAGCAGGGGUACGUAAGUUUGAAACUUGUUGCUUCUUUUCGAAAAGUGAAACGUUUUACUAAGAAUUGGAAAAUUGUAGCACAUAGUUUGAAACAUUCUACGAAACUAGAGAUAAAUAAAGACGGCACCAAAGUCCGCCGUAAAGAACCCUUACCUGACUAUGACGAAACAGCGCCAUCUAGAACCGUCAUAGCAUUUAAACUACCUUUCGAAAACCCAACAAUGGAAAAUAUUGGAGAAAUGUUUUCUAAAUGUGGUGAUAUUGCGCUUAUUAGAAUUAUUCGACCUGAUGGAGCUAUUCCAGCUGAUAUAAAAAAGUUUCUUCAUAAAUAUCCUGAAAUGAGUUCUAAUGUUUGUGCCAUGAUCGAAUUCGAGAACCAUGAGGGGGCUUUUCGUGCUGCAAAGACUUUUUUCUCUAGCCAUGAUAAUUGGCGAUCCAUACAAGUAAUUCCUGUUGUUCAAAAUACCUCAUCCAAGAGUAAUGCCAGUUAUGACACUAAAAAUAAAGGAAACGAAAUAAAGAGAAAGAAAAAAGAAAAGCGACAAGAUCGUGUAUCUCAGCUCCGAAAAAGUGAAUCUUCAACAUUCGGCAGUUGUUUAGAGAAUGAACAGUUCUCUUCAGGACCAAGGAGAAAUUCUAGUAGUUCUAUCAACUCAGGAUACCUCUCAACCUCGCCAAAAUACAGCCAAGAAUCAUCUUAUCGUCGCCACAGUUUCAGUUGUAACCAGAAAGCUUCCAAGAGUCCGACUAAUUCUCGAAAAAACAGUAAACCCAUAGUUCGGCAAAAAUCCAAUAGCUGUUGCGACAAUGACUCAUCUAACCAGAUGGUAGUUUUAAGUAACCCGUGGGUCCAACGACGGUUAUUGGCAGCCAGAGAAAAAGGGUGCACGUCUCCCACCCACAACUCUCGACUGUUGAUUCCUAAUGGCGUAAUAAGACUCCCCAAGGGUCCAGACGGUACGAAUGGCUUUAAUUGGAACCGCUUAAAACCUCGCGCUCAGUUUGUGUCGUCUACUUUGGUGACUGUAGGCAGUUAGGAAUAGAAACCUUAAAUGUUUUAAGAAAAGUCUUGUUACUUACAUCAUAACACUUUUUUGUUCACUUUCUUAUUGCAAGAUCUCUCAUUUCUAGUCUACAGGAAUGUUUUCUACGAGUUCUUUGUAUUAUAUUGUAAAUAAAUAUUUGUACAGUCACAUAGCAAGUAUUAUUUUGCUAAAAUGUGUAUUAUUGUCAGUGUUAUGUAUUU